AUGCAUGGGCCCCGGGUGUGCAUACUGGGAGGGGGCUUUGGCGGCCUGUACACAGCGCUGCGGCUGGACAGCCUGCUGUGGCCACAGGGCAGCAAGCCACAAGUGACGCUCAUCGACCGCAGUUCCCGCUUUGUAUUCAAGCCGCUGCUAUAUGAGCUGCUCAAUGGGGGCGCCACUCAAGAUGAGGUGGCGCCUCCCUUCAGCCAGCUGCUGGCCCCCUACUCCAUCAACUUUAUCCAGGUCUUUACUGUCCCUCUUCAGACUGCUUCAUUGAGGCAGGCUGUCAAGGCACGGGGUCCUGGCGCAGGUGGGCGAGUGAUGCUGGAGAACGGCUCAGCUGUGGAGUAUGAUUGGCUGGUCUUGGCAUUGGGAUCAGACUCUGUCUUUUUCGGCAUUGAGGGUGUCAAGGAGCUCUGCCUCCCCUUCAACACCUACAGCGAUGCCAUGCGGGUAAGCGUACGGCUGCGAAUGUUGGAACAACUGCCGGGCGUGGCAGAUGUAGUAGUGGUGGGAGGCGGAUACUGCGGCAUUGAGCUUGCAACUACAGUGGCUGAGCGGAUGCAGGGCAGCGGCCGCGUGCACUUGAUCACUGGAGGGGAGGACAUUUUGGAGAGCAGCCCGCUGGGUCAGAGGGAGGCUGCCAGGCGCACGCUGCAGGAUCAGGGGAUUGACAUCAUUGCCAACGCGUUCCUGCCCUUCCCGGCCAACAACAAGGGCGCGGUGCGGACGGACGCGACGCUGCGAGUGGUGGAUCACCCCAGGGUUUUUGCCCUGGGCGAUGUGUCCGGCUGUGACUGUGAGGCCUCCACUUCUGCGCCCACCCUUGCACCCACAGCCCAGGCACCGCAGGUGGCGUUUCAGCAGGCGGACUAUGUGGCCUGGAACCUGUGGGCCUCCAUCAACCGCCGCCCCCUGCUGCCUUUCAAGUAUCAGCACCUGGGGGAGAUGAUGUCGCUCGGCCGCGCGCGUGGUGCUGUAACGUUGCCGGUGCCGCUGGCUCCCCCGCUGCGCCAGGCCCUCAAUGGCGGCGGGGUAACAGUGGAAGGGCCGUUGGCAGGAGCCAUGCGCAGGGCGGCGUACCUGUACCGGCAGCCCACGGCAGAGCAGCGGAUGGCAGUGGGAGCCAGCUGGCUGCAGCAGGCGGCCACAGAAGGCGCCUCCUUGGCUCAGCGCAUGCUGGCAGGGCGGCCUACCAGAAGUCCUCCAGGCUCGAGCAGAUAA
Molecule: messenger RNA, 1221 nt
Organism: Coccomyxa subellipsoidea C-169
Lineage: Eukaryota; Viridiplantae; Chlorophyta; Trebouxiophyceae; Coccomyxaceae
Product: FAD/NAD(P)-binding domain-containing protein
Exons: 7
Coding region: 1-1221 (406 amino acids)
Biological process (GO): aerobic electron transport chain; phylloquinone biosynthetic process
Cellular component (GO): chloroplast
Molecular function (GO): NAD(P)H dehydrogenase (quinone) activity
Source: RefSeq, a predicted model, not a curated record